AACCCCUCUACUCAACCUGUGUAGGAAAACUACGAAGCGGUUGGCGUCUUGUCUUUGUUUCAGGGUAGCGCUAGGAAAGAGAGCGGUGGCUAAAACUGUCUUGUCAGCCUAUUUGGCGUAAUAACGCAUAGUACAUAGUUCGAUUUUUCCACGAAGAUAGUCAAAAUGGGAACACAACAGUUUUGUUUGAAGUGGAACAACCACCACUCCAAUAUGCUGUCAGUAUUUGAACAGUUGCUGUCAAAUGAGGCUCUAGUUGAUGUGACUUUGGCCUGUGAAGGUGUCAGUAUAAAGGCUCACAAAGUGGUUUUAUCCGCGUGUAGUCCUUUCUUCCAGACUCUCUUUGUAGAUAAUCCUUGCAAACAUCCCAUUGUCAUUAUGAAAGACAUGAGGUACGUUGACUUGAAGGCUAUCAUAGACUUCAUAUAUCACGGUGAGGUAAAUGUUUCUCAAGACCAGCUGUCUGCGUUACUAAAGACUGCAGAAACGUUGAAAGUGAAGGGACUUGCUGAAGUGGGUGGCGAGAAACAAGGAGAUAAGGGUGGGUCGCAGGAGGUCGUUCAACAGCCUAUAAACAAUACGUCGUCACUGCCAUCGAGUAAUCAACAUCGAGCUGAAACGCCGCCAAUUCAUAAAAGAAAAAGGGGAAGGCCAAGGCGGCGAUCGGGUUCGAGUCACAACAGCGACGUAGAAGACCAGGUGCCAUCCAAGAUAAAGCAACCCGAUUCUCCCGAAAUUAUUAGUGAUAUCAGUAGGGACGGUGUUGGGGACGUACCGCAGGAAGUCAGUCAGAGGUUAUCUGUGACCCAAUCCCGUGUUCCUCCCAUCUCGUCAAGCCAAAGUGUUCACUCAUCACACAAGUCAUCCCAUUCUAUGUAUUCUUCAGUUCCUUCUCAGCAGGAUUCGGGUGCUACAAUCGAGGAGCCAGCUGUCAGCGAUGCAAACUUUGACUUGGAGCCUUCCAGACUAAUGGAGCAGUCCAUGACAGCAGGCAGUAGUGUUUCUAUGUACGAACCUCCAGCAUUACCGUCGUCAUCACCAGCAUUAGCUCUUCCAUCGUCAUCAGCAGUAAGAGAAGCACAGUCAUCCAAUUCUUUAGUUAGUAGUCAAGCGAUCAUUCCCACCUCAUUACAUUCUGCCUCAGACUCAUCUGCCUCAGGACUCGGAACUCAGGACACACUAGAAGAUAUCAAGCCUUUUGUAUCAUUCGAAGAGCCUCCAGUCACAGCGUCCGUCCAAUCCCAUGACAACAGUAAUGCUAUGAUUCCGUAUAUGGACACAUCGGGUGUUGCAGCGAUACCAGGACCCAGCAGUUACCAGCCCGAUAUGAGUUUAACGCAGUCUCAAGUGUCCCAGCAGCCUUCUCAAGGGCAUUCUUCAAGCAAUUUCAACCCACUUUUUGAAGAAAACUGUUUUGUAUUGGGUAUCAAGGAGAAUGAAUGUCCAGUGUGCAUGAAGACAUUUUUCAAUAAAUCCAACAUGAAAAGACACAUGGAAAUGCACAAGCCUGCUCGUCACUCAUACCAGUGUUCCAUUUGCCUCAGGUCCUUCUCCUGGAAAGGAAAUUUAAAAACCCACAAGCAGACAGUUCAUGCAGACAUAGAGCUACUUGAAAUGCAGCUCAAAGAGAAAUGCCAAAAAAGAUGAUAUAGAUUGUUUUCUGUACGUGUUAUUGAUGUCUCUGUGUCAGAUAUAAUAUUUGUAAUAUUAUUCAGCUGUAAGAGAGUUUGCAUGUCCACUAUUAAUUGAAACUUUAAAAUGUUCUUGCAAAUUUUAAACCAAUUGGUUGAAUAAGUUCAAAAUGUUAUAAGGCCCAUUCAAACAUACAUUUGAGGUCCAUGUCAAUUUCUUUGAGUUUACCUAACUUUGACAGUCCUUUUUUUUAAAUUUCAGCACACAUAUCUUAUGUGUUUGAAAUUUUCCUCAUCGCAACGUAUGUAUUUCGUUUUAUGUGUCUUUGAGUACUCAAUGAUGAAACCACAUAAUUAGUAUUUUUAUGAUCAUUAAUAACAGAUAUUUGAGUUAUGAAGUUAUUUAAAUCAAACAAAGAUAUGUUAUAUGUGACAUAAGAAAACACAUAGUCCAUGGAAGAAGUAGGCUUUAUUCUGUAUUAUGUACCAAUAUUCCUCUUCUCUGUUAUAAUAUGAAAACUAAUUAUUUUUGUUAGUUUUUAUAUUUCUAUUUUUUGUUACGUAUUUAGCUUCAGGUUUACAAAUUAACAGUUUUAUGAAAUAUUUGUAUAUCGUUAUUAAAAUGUUGAUAGAUAUUUAAUGAAACCAACUCUAUAUGUUAACAGAUUCAUCUUUAAAAUAUGUGUAGAAUGUUAUGGCCUGUUAAUUAUUCAAGAGGUAGUGAGUUUUUGUGUGAAACUAUGUUAGUGUUUUCUGAUCAUGGAUGAAGGCCAUAGACUAUUAAGUGUGGUUUUUUGUGUCAUACUUGGUUACUCUAAGGUUGUUGUUUUUUUACAUAUUUUAUGAGACUUAUUCUUGUUAAAUUUCUGUAUGAUUUGUCUGACUGUUAGUCCUACUUUUGAGUUAUUUCAAGCUUUUUGCACGACAUUAAUCUUGAUCUUAGAAACUUACUUAAAUUAGGUUUGAAAAUGGACUACUUUGGUUAUAUUGGCCAUAUCUUGUUAAACCUUCAGCUCCAAAAUGAUUAAGUAUGUUUUGUCUAGGAGCAGGAAAGUUUUUAUAAAGAAUUUUGUCAUGUUACAAAGAGAAAAUUAGCAGUCUGAGUUAGCAUUAACUUUUCAAAUAAGGUCUUAACAACAAUAUUUUGUUUUUGGUUUUCAUUACUGAGUUUAUGCUGUUUAAGAGAGUAAAGUCAAACACAAUUGUUACUUGGUGAUAUAAGCUAUACAGUCUGAAUGAAAGAACUUGUGUAAUUGUCAUCAGUUUCAGGUUAAACAAAAGGUUUAAUAAAUGCUUUCCAUUACAAA
Messenger RNA from Limulus polyphemus (Atlantic horseshoe crab), 2938 nucleotides. RefSeq names its product protein bric-a-brac 2-like. The transcript is spliced from 5 exons. Gene Ontology annotation, molecular function: protein binding. Gene Ontology annotation, biological process: regulation of transcription by RNA polymerase II. NCBI's taxonomy places the organism in Eukaryota, Metazoa, Arthropoda, Merostomata, Xiphosura, Limulidae. The record is from RefSeq and is a predicted model, not a curated record. Bases 166 to 1647 code for a protein of 493 amino acids. Gene Ontology annotation, cellular component: nucleus.